AUGAUCGGAGCCCUCGCCAAGUUGUACCAGCGCCAGGUCGGCAAGAGCCUGCGCCAGCUCGGCCUGCGCUACGACGACGCGCUCGUCGAGGUCGCCGAGGUCAACAAGGCUGUCUCGUGGCUCGGCAAGGAAGAGAAGGUCGCGCGCCAGCGCCGCCUCGUCCGUGCGUCCGACUUGAGCUUCAAGCGCGCGUACCUCCCGGAGGACAUCCAGGCCAUCCAGGAGCCGAUGAACUUUUAUUUGGACGACAAGGUCGAGGAAGUCCGCAAGUUGGGCGAUGAGCGCAACAAGUUGACCAAGUGGUAG
This is a messenger RNA of Saprolegnia diclina VS20, 306 nucleotides long. RefSeq lists its product as hypothetical. Bases 1 to 306 code for a protein of 101 amino acids. NCBI's taxonomy places the organism in Eukaryota, Oomycota, Saprolegniomycetes, Saprolegniales, Saprolegniaceae. The transcript has a single exon. Gene Ontology annotation, biological process: mitochondrial electron transport, ubiquinol to cytochrome c. The record is from RefSeq and is a predicted model, not a curated record.